Messenger RNA from Kickxella alabastrina, 1867 nucleotides. RefSeq lists its product as uncharacterized. The record is from RefSeq and is a predicted model, not a curated record. Gene Ontology annotation, biological process: mRNA processing; spliceosomal complex assembly; protein deubiquitination. Bases 114 to 1730 code for a protein of 538 amino acids. Gene Ontology annotation, molecular function: zinc ion binding; cysteine-type deubiquitinase activity. The transcript has 3 exons. NCBI's taxonomy places the organism in Eukaryota, Fungi, Kickxellomycota, Kickxellomycetes, Kickxellales, Kickxellaceae.
CAUUUAAUGAAUACAUUUUUAGUCUCCCCUUUUUUUCCUCCACUCAAAGCCCAAUUUAAUACUUUGUGAAUUUAUUGUCUAUUUUUAAUUUGCUUCUCCGAUUCUAAGCAGCAAUGUCAGCAGCACGCAAGCGGUCAGCCUCGAAUGGCAGUACGGACAUCUCUCCGCCCGCCAAGGCUCGCCGCACUGAGCAGGAAAUACAUGGCCCAAACGACUAUCACAAAACACUCGUGCACAGGGACAUUUCAGACAGCGACUCUGACAGCAGCCAAGAUCAGGCCGCCGAAAAGAUCGAGGCGAUGUAUCUGGACACUGUGAACCGCUCCAAUCUGGACUUUGACUUUGAGCAACUGUGCUCGGUAUCGCUAUCCAACAACAACAUAUACGCAUGCCUCGUGUGCGGCAAGUACUUCCAAGGCCGCGGCAAGCAGACCCAUGCGUACUUUCACAGCAUCAACGACGAUCACCACGUGUUUGCCAACCUCCAGACGCUCGGUGUGUAUGUACUUCCCGACAACUAUGAGGUCGAGGACCGGUCGUUGAACGAUAUCAAGGCCGCCAUUCGCCCGACCUACUCUGCUCCCAGGUGUGAGGUCGCUUACGAUUUGGGCGGCAAAAAAUACUUGGCCGGAUUUGUCGGCCUAAACAAGAUAAAGUACAACGAUUACAUGAACGUGGUUGUCCAGGCGCUAGCGCAUGUUCCUCCAAUCCGCGAUGCACUUCUGUUGCUGCCUGAUCUAGAGAAGCGACCGGUGCUUGUACAACGUCUGGCCAGCCUUGUGCGCAAAAUAUGGCACCCAAAGCUAUUCAAGGCCCAUGUAAGCCCGCACGAGCUGGUCCAGGAGGUUGUGAAUCGGUCCAAGCGGCGGUUCAGGAUGGACGCCCAAGGCGACGCCUUUGAAUUCUUAACUUGGCUUUUAAACACCCUGCAUGUGGAUCUCGGCGGCUCGCGCAAACGCAACAGCAGCAUCGUGUAUCGCGCAUUCCAGGGCGAAAUACGAGUGACAAAACAGCCACUCGUGGACCCUGGUAUGCUGGCGCCCAAGGAAGAAUCCGCCGGGAUAGACGCACCCAAUGGUAUGGCCACUGCGAAAAAGACCCCCUUUCUGACGCUGUCGCUGGACCUGCCGCCAAAACCUCUGUUUUCAAAUGAUGACGGCGAUGAUGACGGCGAGGCAGGAAUUCCGCAAGUAGCUCUGGUAUCGCUGCUGCAACGGUACAAUGGAUCGAGCACUGUCGAAUGGCAUGGGGAGACAAAGCGGUACCAGCUGACGGAGCUGCCGCAGUACAUCAUCUGCCAUAACCCCACUGUAGUUAACUUCCCCAUCCGUAACAUGCCAUUUGGUGAACUGCUGCCACCGGACGUGCAGCCAGCCAGCAAAUUCAACACGACAUAUGAUCUUAUCGCAAACAUAUGCCACGAUGGUCAGCCAGAACAGCAGCAGGGCCAGAACCCGAAGCAUGAUGCGACUGCCCCAGCUGCAAUCCAGACAACCAGCUCAUCUGCCGCAUACGCUGCUGACGAGACAUCAUCAUCAGAUAGCCAGUAUUUAGUAUACCUGCGCCAUGCAGCCGACGAAAAGUGGUACAUGAUGCGCGACUUGCUUGUUGAGCCGAUUAUGCCCCAGAUGAUACUUCUUUCCGACUCGUACAUCCAGAUAUGGCAGCGCAAUAGUAAUAGUAAUGGCAAUACAAAAGAUACCACAGUACCUGCCAGCUGCAGUGGAUGAGCUAUGGAAUACUUUUUGCGCAUGUCAAAAUUUGUUUGUCAGUCAAUAAACACAAAACAUUUGAUGUACAAUUUUCUAUUUAUACAAUCGUGAGGCAUUACAUAUAACUAAUAAUAGAGAGAAUAUAUUUAUUAAGC